GCUGCCGUACCUCAGUGACUACUGACACUUGGCGUUAAACAAACCGGUGAAACGCAGCAUAAAAAUAGAUUUAAACUCUUUAAACAUCUAAUAUAUUCUCCCCACAACAAUGAGUCGCAGUUAUAAUGAUGAGCUGCAGUUCCUGGACAAGAUCGGGAAGAACACCUGGAGGAUUAAAAAGGGUUUCGUUCCCAACAUGCAAGUCGAGGGGAACUUCUACGUGAACGAGCCUCUGGAGAAGCUGAUGUUCGAGGAGCUUCGUAACGCCUGUAAAGGAGGAGGUUUCGGAGGGUUUCUCCCCGCCAUGAAGCAGAUCGGGAACGUGGCGGCGCUGCCCGGCAUCGUACACAGGUCCAUCGGUCUCCCGGACGUUCACUCUGGAUACGGGUUUGCGAUCGGAAACAUGGCGGCCUUCGAUAUGAACGACCCCAACUCCGUGGUUUCUCCAGGCGGUGUGGGGUUUGACAUUAACUGCGGCGUGCGGCUGCUCAGGACGAACCUGGAUGAGAGCGACGUUCAGCCGGUGAAGGAGCAGCUCGCUCAGGCUCUGUUCGAUCACAUUCCUGUGGGGGUGGGGUCCAAGGGGGUCAUCCCCAUGGGGGCCAAGGACCUGGAGGAGGCCCUGGAGAUGGGGGUGGACUGGUCUCUGAGGGAGGGCUAUGCCUGGGCGGAGGAUAAGGAGCACUGUGAGGAGAACGGACGGAUGCUUCAGGCCGAUCCUAACAAGGUGUCGUCUAAAGCCAAGAAGAGAGGCCUUCCUCAGCUGGGAACUCUGGGAGCUGGAAACCAUUACUGUGAGAUCCAGGUCGUCGAAGAGAUCUACAACGACUACGCAGCCAAGAAGAUGGGAAUCGACCACAAGGGACAAGUGUGUGUGAUGAUCCACAGCGGGAGCAGGGGGUUAGGACACCAGGUGGCCACAGACGCGUUGGUGGCGAUGGAGAAGGCGAUGAAGCGCGAUCAGAUCGUGGUGAACGACCGUCAGCUGGCCUGCGCUCGCAUCCACUCCCCCGAGGGCCAGGACUACCUGAAGGCCAUGGCAGCCGCCGGGAACUACGCCUGGGUCAACAGAGCCUCCAUGACCUUCCUGACCCGACAGGCGUUCGCCAAAGUGUUCGUCACGACUCCGGACGACCUCGACAUGCACGUGAUCUACGACGUUUCUCACAACAUCGCCAAAGUGGAGGAGCACAUGGUGGACGGGAGGCAGAAAACUCUCCUGAUCCAUCGCAAGGGGUCCACCCGAGCCUUCCCCCCCCACCACCCCCUCAUCCCCGUCGACUACCAGCUCACCGGACAGCCGGUUCUGAUUGGAGGAACGAUGGGAACCUGCAGCUACGUCCUGACCGGCACAGAGAAGGGCAUGACGGAGACCUUCGGGACCACCUGUCACGGAGCCGGUCGCGCUCUGUCCCGGGCGAAAUCUCGCAGAAACAUCGGCUUCCAGGACGUUUUGGACAAACUCGCCGAUCAAGGAAUCGCCAUCAGGGUCGCCUCGCCAAAACUCGUCAUGGAGGAGGCUCCUGAAUCGUACAAGAACGUGACGGACGUUGUGAACACGUGUCACGACGCAGGAAUCAGUCAGAAGGCGAUCAAACUGCGACCGAUCGCCGUCAUUAAAGGAUGAAUACUGCACGACGUUAAAAACUUUAACCACAAACAGGAAGCUCGUUAAGGACAGGAAGCUCGUUAAGGACAGGAAGACUUCUGAGCGGGGAAGCAGAAGAUACUUCACUCAUUUCUGGAGUCGAAUGAAUUUAUGUUGAAGAAAGGAAUUUAAUUUCUAACCUGAAAAGAAAAUGUAAAAAUGUUCUGUUCAUGCCAAAUAAAAAAUAUCACUAAAAGCUG
This is a messenger RNA of Trematomus bernacchii (emerald rockcod), 1848 nucleotides long. Its product is annotated as tRNA-splicing ligase RtcB homolog. The transcript has 12 exons. NCBI's taxonomy places the organism in Eukaryota, Metazoa, Chordata, Actinopteri, Perciformes, Nototheniidae. The record is from RefSeq and is a predicted model, not a curated record. Gene Ontology annotation, molecular function: RNA ligase (ATP) activity. The coding region runs from base 110 to 1627 and encodes 505 amino acids. Gene Ontology annotation, biological process: tRNA splicing, via endonucleolytic cleavage and ligation. Gene Ontology annotation, cellular component: tRNA-splicing ligase complex; nucleus.